GUUCUGCCUUGAACACGUUCGGUAUAGUAGCGGGACCAACCGGGGAUAGGUGCCGUGAGUUGUGAUCACGCACGCCAGUAACCCGUUGUAGCUCAAGCAGGCAGGAUCAUGCGUUACGUGUGGUUUGCCGUGGUAUAUCUGUACGGUGCUCAGUGGUACGGUGAAGCCGUUGGCCAGCAAUCCUGCCGCACGCCCGAUCAUCGCGAUGGUGUCUGUAUCCCGCUGAAGGACUGCAAUAGUAUUCAGGAAAACUUCUUCAGCUCCGAUCGGGUGCUUUCUGAGGACGAGAUUGAUUUUCUGAACCAGCUGCGCUGCCAAUCAACGCCAUCGGUAACAAUUUGCUGCCCCGAUAACGUCCUCACGCUCAAUCGCAACGUGACCGCUCCGGCGACCAACGAUUUGCCAAGCUUGAAGAAUUUCGAAUGUGGACUGGAACCGCUUGUUUCUAAGAUCGUUGGAGGCAGUGAAACGAGCCUGGACGAGUUUCCCUGGUAUGCGCUGCUUCAGUACGAAUCGAAAAAGGGCAUCCGGGAGUUCAAGUGUGGUGGAUCGUUAAUCAACCAACGUUACGUGCUGACGGCUGCUCACUGUCUUGCGAACAAGAAGCUCGACGAUGGCGAGCGGCUAGUAAACGUGCGGCUUGGAGACCACAACACGGAAACCGACGAAGACUGCAACGAAGACUUUUGCGCGGAUCCCGUGCAGGACUUUGGCUUCGAGCGGCUCAUCGUCCACGAGCUGUACGAGAAGAAUGGCAAAACGCAGCACCACGAUAUCGCGUUGAUCCGGCUGGAUCGAGACGUCAAGAUGAGUAACUACGUUUCGCCGGUGUGCCUGCCACCGGCAGACUUUGUCCCGACGGCCAGCAACAGCAACAUAACGGUCGUCGGAUUUGGACACACGGGAAGAAGAAAGCAUAGUGGCAUCAAGUUGAAGGCGCAAUUUCCGGUGUUCGAUCAGCAGGAGUGCGACAGGAAGUGGGCAACCGUGCCAAUCACAGGGCAGCAGCUGUGUGCCGGUGGAAUUUUCGGUAUCGAUAGCUGCACCGGAGAUUCCGGUGGACCGCUGAUGACGCAACGGCCCUUCUGGAUCCAGGAGGGCAUCGUUUCGUACGGCAACCAGUGUGCCCUUGAGGGAUGGCCCGGGAUCUACACACGAGUGUCGUCGUAUAUGGACUGGAUUAGGGCGCAGAUACGAGCCGACGCGAAGCAGCCGCACCGCGAGAUCGGUUCGAUGAUCGAAGCAGAACUCGCGAUCGCCCGUGCUAGUCUGUCGAUCGCGAGUAGUGCUCUGGGCAGGAUCAUUAUAAUGGCGAGUUCCGCAGCAGUCCGAUCGUGGCGCGUUGUUGCGUUGCUGUUUAGCGGGUGUGCGGUGCUGUUGUUGUCGUGCGUGCCAACAUGUGGAAUUGCCGGUGCUCGAGCGGACGAGGCGUCCUCGGGGGAAGAGCGGCCAGUCUGGGAGACGAUCGAAGUUUGCCCCAUACCGAACGAAGACAGCCCCGGUGAGUGCCGGCCGUCGGUUUCCUGCGCUGCCUACACCAAAAUCAACGACGUGUCCAGCGCGGCAUCGGUCGAAAGGAUCAGCUUCAUCAAGCAGAUCCAGUGCAAUGGUACGGACAAUGUACCGUACGUCUGCUGUCCCCGCGGUAGCAGCUCUUACGUGCAACCGUUUAUGAACGAAACCGCCAGCCACAAGAACCGGAUUGCUAGCCGGUUGGCGUUCGAUCCCGAUACCUGCGGUCUCCAGUCGUACAUGGCGAAGAUACGCGGUGGUACGCUGGCCGAGAUCGAUGAGUUCCCGUGGAUGGCGAUGCUACUGUACGAGCGUGAGAACCAACCGCUGACGCAGGCCUGCGGGGGAUCACUGAUAAGCCGCACGUACGUCGUAACAGCUGCCCACUGCGUGACCGGCCGGAACGUGGAGAACAGCAAUGGGAAGCUGAAGUACGUGCGAUUGCGGGAGUACAACGUCCACACCGACCCGGACUGUGUGGUGGAGAAUGAUGUGAAGGACUGUUCGGAGGAUAAGCUCGAUCUGCCGCCACAGGAGAUCAUCGCGCAUCCGGACUACAAUCCGAGCACGCAGCGCAAUGACAUCGCACUCAUCCGCAUCGAACAGACACCGCCGUAUUCGGACUUUCUGCGAGCAAUCUGUCUGCCGACCAGGAACGUCGACAGUCUUGUCGUUCCGGGCCAGAAGCUUAGCGUGUCCGGUUGGGGCCGUACGGAUAUGUUUCAGGAAAAGCUCGGACCGAAUGCGCUCAGUCCGAUCAAGCUGAAGCUUAGCUUGCCCUACAUGGAACGGGACCGGUGCACCAAAACGUUCCGCCCCUGGAACUACAUGCUGACGGAGGGUCAGCUUUGCGCGGGGGGUGAGAAGGCCAAGGAUACGUGUGCCGGUGACAGUGGAUCACCGCUGAUGAACUUCGACAUAAAGAGGGGCCAAUGGUUCAUCAGUGGUAUCGUGAGCAUCGGUGUGCGUAACUGUGGCGUCGAGGGGCUGCCCGGUGUCUACACGAACGUGUACCACUAUCUGCCCUGGAUACGGAAGUACGUUCAGUCGUCGUAAACGGUACAUCCUGUCCAAUCAUCCCGGCAUCGUCGAACGUUGACCGUCAGGAACGCUAGUCGAGGCUAGCGUGUAGUGUGGUUCACCUUUAUUUUUUUUUAGUGAAAUAUUCUUUUUAGGUAAAAUGGGAAAUAUAUAUAUGUAUGUGUGUAUGUA
This is a messenger RNA of Anopheles aquasalis, 2724 nucleotides long. RefSeq lists its product as uncharacterized. NCBI's taxonomy places the organism in Eukaryota, Metazoa, Arthropoda, Insecta, Diptera, Culicidae. Gene Ontology annotation, biological process: proteolysis. The record is from RefSeq and is a predicted model, not a curated record. Gene Ontology annotation, molecular function: serine-type endopeptidase activity.